Pimephales promelas (fathead minnow) is the source of this 2728-nucleotide messenger RNA. It is a transcript of the gene cavin4b, whose product is annotated as caveolae associated protein 4b. Gene Ontology annotation, biological process: regulation of gene expression. NCBI's taxonomy places the organism in Eukaryota, Metazoa, Chordata, Actinopteri, Cypriniformes, Leuciscidae. Gene Ontology annotation, cellular component: caveola; cytoplasm. The record is from RefSeq and is a predicted model, not a curated record.
UCCAUGUAAAAAAAAAUGGUGUGGUCAAGAAUCAAGGGGGUUUCCAUUAUCUCAGCUGUACACGCAUCUUCUAAAAACGACGAGGUGUCAGCUUACUGUGGAUAUUUAUAACGCUGAAUUCAUGGUGAAUUGGUUUGAUGCCCCCUUCCAAUCCCUCUGCGCUCUAUUGCAGUUGUGUCUGGCCUUUGAACCUUGUGUUCCCUAUAUACAAGAAGGGAGGAGCUUCUAUAUUCUCCAGAACGUUAAUGAAGCUCCAGUUAGAGGGCGAGUCUGUCUCAUCCGAGAGUCUUCCAGGGCCCACCACGGCCCCAAACGAUAACCCAACACCCUCCUGUGCACCAACAGAAAAUACACCAAAGCAGGACCUGAGACCUUCUGCAGUUCUAGUCUAGGGUCCUCACUGUGUUACAAGGACAAGCAUGGCUGACAAACUGGGACUGGCAGGUGUGGUGGAAGAGCCCAGCGCCCUGAACAUCUUCUCUCUGCUGGAGAGGGUGUCCGGGAUCAUAGACAAUGUGCAGGCGUGCCAGCAGCGCAUGGAGGAGAGGCAGCUGGAGCUGGAGAACGCCGUGAAGACCAUCCAGACAGAUGUGGUGAAGCUGACGAAGGAGCACACGGCAACGAGUGGCGCUGUGGAGAAACUUCUGGAGAAAACGCGCAAGGUCAGCUGCCACAUCAAGGAUGUCCGUGUGCGGGUGGAGAAGCAGAACGUACGUGUCAAGAAGGUGGAGGAAACCCAAGUCGAGCUGCUGAACAAGAACAAGUUCCGUGUCGUUAUCUACCAGGGAGAUAAAGAGGUCCCAGCUGUAGCUGGAUCCAAAGCCUCUCUGAAGGGAGCAGUGGGCGGAGACGCUUCCACAGACCCAGAUGCACCAGAGGCCCCGCUCCCAGACUCAGAUAACGAAUACAUGGUCGUUGAGGAGGGCGACUCAUCUACUGCAGCCAAAAUAAAGAAGACCGGCCUGAAGCGUAUCGAAAGCCUGAAGCAGACCUUCUCUCGUGAGAACAUGACUAAGACCAAAGAGAACCUGGGCACUAAGGUCAACAACCUGGGUCAGCGCAUAGUAUCGGCCGAUCGACGUGAGAGGAUCCGCCAGUCCGGGGAGCGGCUGAAACAGUCUGGGGAACGCUUCAAGGAGACCAUCACGAAAACCGUGCCAGCAAAGCUGAACCUGAAGAAGGAAAGGACGGUGGCUGAAGGUCAGGAAGGAGCAGAAGGGACCACGGAAGGAACGGCACCCGUCCCACCACCCAAGGGUCGCAAGCCAAGCCCUGACGUGGCCUACACUGAGCCGACGGAGAAACAAGAAGGUCCAGAGGAGGGCAAGGGCGAGGAAUCGGAAGUGCCGAUGUAUGACAUGAAGCAGCUUUCUUAAAAGGCGAGUCUGACAGUCACAUUUGGGAAAGACUAAUGUUCAGAUAUGAAUUAGAUUAUGGAGAACUUGAAGGUGGAAAGAUUGGGAAGAUCAGAGAUCUUGCUUCUGAGCAUAUGGAUCAGCGGAUUGUGCUUACAACAAUUGAAUGAGCGAAUUGAGGAAGUUGUACACUACAAACAAUAUACAUAGAUUUUUUUCUUUUGAUUUUGUUGUUUACAUCUGUUUCAGACUGCAGUAUGAAGGGUUGUGAAUGUUAAACCAAUGUACUGAGGUGACUAGGCUAUGGUAAUCAGCUAAAAUUAGGGUGCACUCACUGUUUCAUUUUUUUUUGUUUGUUUUUAGUCUUCAUUCUGCCACCUAUGGGUGACGCAUCAUGCAAAAGAGAAGGUUUUUGGAAACAAAUACUCAACCCACACAGAUGUGUUUUACAAUACUACUGAUAGAUAUAAGGUGUGUUUGACAUCAAAGUACCGCCAUAUGCUUUCGAAUCACACUCACUAUAGUGAGCAGUGGUCCGCUGGUCAUGUGAUACCAAUAUGGCGUCCCCCAUGAUGGAAAACGUCUUAUUGUAAGACACUGCAGUCUCUCGCUAUUCUUUAUUAAGGGGUAAAAUGUUUUUGAGGAAAAAUUACUGAGUGCACCUUUUAAGAAAUACAUAUUUAAUUAGCAUUUUAUUGGUUAGGCGUGUGUAAAAUUACUUUAAAUAGCUGAAUUUAUUAAAAAACAAAAAAUGUUCGAAGAUGGGUUACAAAAGUGUGUUUGGGACUUUAUCUGGAGAACUAUAAAUAUAUUGUGGUGUUGACUGACAUCCAUUCUAAUGAGUUUAGAAUUGGGUUUUUCAAUUUAGAUGUUGUUGUUGUUGUCUUUGGAAUAUAACAUUAACUGUGCAGGCAAGUAAUUUAUAACAAUAUUUUUCUGUGAUUUUCUGUGUUGUUCUUUUCUGUGUAAAACAACUUUAGGUAUAAACCAUCACUAUUCAUUUGUAGUAUUUUUAAAUAAACAUGUUAACUCAAUCAGCAGGUUUCUGAACAGUUUGUGAAAGAAAAUGCAUAGCGUGUAUAACUAGUCAACAAGAUUUAUUAUUAAAGAUUUGCAAUCAGUCUGUUGUUUAAAGAUCACAGUGGUAAAAAAACAAAUGCUGCUGUAUGGCAUGUUAUUUCCUAUCAUGCAGGUGUCCAAACUUUUUUAUUAUGGCCAAAUGGAGAAAAAAAAAAGUCAGAGGCCACUUAGUUGUAAUGAGGAUAAAAAGGCUAGACUGCUACCAUGAGAUUGUCUUUCCUGUUUGUUUUAAUCACACUUUGAGCUCUAUAUGAAAUGUUCAUGUGUGAAUAAUAAAGAACGUCACUCAAGAA